CCCCUCGCCACCCAUUCAUGCGCCGCCCUCUCACCUGUGUGCACGUGUACGAGUGUGUGUCUGUGUCCUGGUACCCCAGCAACCCUCCUUGUCUUGUCCUUCCAACCCUCCCGUGUCCCGACCCCCAGUCAGUGCGUGGAGUGAGCCCCGACAGAACACAGUGAGUGGCCCUACACGACGCAUCACCUUCAGCCUGUCUCGUCCCCCUCUGCAUCGCCACCUCCCUCACCACAUUCCGCGCGACCAACGAAAUGAAAGCCUGGCUAAGACUGCUGGUGCUGGCGGCGGCGGGGCUCGCCCUCUGCUCGGCCUUCCCGGAGAAGCUGGACGCCCUCGAUGACCACCUGGAUGACGACGAGUACGAGGAGGAGGACAAGAGGCCGUACAGCUUCUCGUGGGCCGCCUCCCGCCACUACAACGGCGCCCCCGACCGGGAACACCAGGAGCAGCGGGGCGAAGACGGCAUCACCCGCGGAGUGUACAGGUACGUGGACCCUCGCUUCAAGGUGCAGGAGAUCGUCUACUACUCCGACGGCGAGGGCUUCCACGUGCAAGCCUCCAACCUGCCCAAGGACACGCUGGCGGUGCAGAAGGCCAGGAACCGCCAUCAGGACCUCUUCGAGAAAAUCCGACAGGAACACGCUCGUAUCGCAGCGGAGAGGGCCUUGCUGGAGUCCGGGGAGCACCAAUACACGAACUGAGCGACACCCGGCGACGCAAGUCACACCCGAGGUCUGUGUCUGUCACCGUAGACUUUAUAGGAACACAGACCUUGGCCGCGACGAGGACGCCAAGAUGUGGACCCAAAACACACAUCUUCUCGUGUGAAGGAUAAACAUCUUAACUAUUUGUAAUGUUACACUCUCUUUGGGGACGAACGUGAAUUGAGUCGUGUGUACAUGCAGCGAGGAAGGAUUGAAAAUUCUGUGACUGGUGAUUAAAGUAAGUUAAAAUUAUUUACAAAGAAGAGUUCAAUAAAAACGAGUAAGAUUUUGAUAACGCCUCCGUCCCACUAAAAUGAAACACACACACACACACAUAUACACACACACUUGUUUACUGGACGCGUCACAAGCUAAACAAACCGAAAAGUCUCGGUUCUCAAGAGCAUGUGUUCGCCUUUUCUGCCUAACUUCAUUCUUUCCUUUUUUGUUACGUAUCUUUCUACAUCACCCCCUUCACAUUGAACUAAGACACACUUAUUUAUGUGAGCUUGUUUUCGGUUAUCUAAUGGUUAGUGAGAGGACAGAGUGAACAGAGGCAUGUAUCUAUCAGUGACGGCAGGGUUGUGUGCGAGGGGCGGGAGGCCGACCUUCAGAACAACACAAACAAUGAACAACUACACUAAACAACACGACUCAAGCUUCCGCCACGCCAGUCACUAAUUAGAACAUUCUCGCGAACGUGAUAACCACCCAUAAAAAUCACUUAAUAUUUAUGUUAUUUAUUACUUAAUGCUAUCGUGAUAAACAAAUCCACCAAGAAAACACCUGUGAACGUAAUAAAAAUAUACUCUCGCAUUGAUCAAAUACACAGGUAAAGCAAUUACUAACAUAAAGGUGAAUCACUGGUCUAUUUAACUUUAAUUUCCUCUCAUUCUUACGUUUGUCCUCCGUAGUGCAAUAAGACAUCCAUUAAGACGAAUUCACAGCCAUUUCAACUCAUCAGACAUCAGCGUUAGGCACCUUUUCUUUCAUUCCUUGGUGACGGAAGCGACGGGGUGAGAACAAACAAGUUAUUCGCAUCUCACUCACCCCCACGCGUUGCCUCAUGACAUUAUAAUCUUAUUUAACAUCAUCGAGUUACGCUUUCAGCACCACGCUCACCCAUCGCCACCAUUCGCCUCUAUUAUCCCCCAGUCAUCUAGUGGAAAUUCAGAGCAUCUUUCAGAAUUCACUUCCGGUUCCCAUUCCCGCCCACUCAUCCACGGUCUGUAGCUCUUCAUAUAUUGUUCAUGUCAGUGUACGCUGUGUAAUCUAUAUAUACGUCUUAAUAGUAGGUACUGUUUAUAGCCUCAUAUAUUGACAUGCAUUAUGUAUUCUGUAUCACUGCGUUGUCUCUAAGUCUCUCCGGGGACGCAAGGUUCCAGUGCCCGGGCAGGUGAAGAGAUGCGUGAGUGACCAUUCUGUAGCAUCAUUAAAAUAUAUACAAAAUCA
Eriocheir sinensis (Chinese mitten crab) is the source of this 2156-nucleotide messenger RNA. It is a transcript of the gene Cpr57A, whose product is annotated as larval cuticle protein 16/17-like. The transcript has 3 exons. The record is from RefSeq and is a predicted model, not a curated record. The coding region runs from base 252 to 701 and encodes 149 amino acids. NCBI's taxonomy places the organism in Eukaryota, Metazoa, Arthropoda, Malacostraca, Decapoda, Varunidae.